Pyricularia oryzae 70-15 is the source of this 2457-nucleotide messenger RNA. RefSeq lists its product as uncharacterized. The record is from RefSeq and is a predicted model, not a curated record. The transcript is spliced from 2 exons. Bases 368 to 2197 code for a protein of 609 amino acids. Lineage: Eukaryota; Fungi; Ascomycota; Sordariomycetes; Magnaporthales; Pyriculariaceae.
CCCUCGGUCACGGCUCUAGACUAAUCAGACCGGAUUCCACAGGAUUCCCUGCUGCAGCGCGGCUCCCUGCUUAAACCUUUGGUUGCAUGCUAUCAAUGCACCUAGACCUACCACCGUACGCUUUGGAACGUAUCGCAUGUUUAGUACAAAUUUUGUGAUCUGCACUUUCUUUUUCUUACCGUCUUCCUCAUAACCCUCAAUUGAGAAGCCGAGUCAAGUCUUGUGUCAGGCACCGAUUUGCUUGAUUGCUUGUGUGCGUGUAGGUGCACUCACACACUCUCCUCCCUCGACCCUCACAGUCCCUCCAUCCAUCGCACGAUUACUAUCUGCAAGGAUUAAAUCACAAGUAUUCAACCUUGCCGUCACGAUGGCGAGUUUUCAAACCAGGACUGCAGCCGUCAGUUCGGUAGCCUUGAGGUUUCUGUCAUAUUUCUUUCUCAGAUGGGGUCUUCUGCCCCUCAUCCCAGCGGUGGUUUUUGGAUUAUUCGCCAUUUAUGUCCCCAGCUUUAUUUCGGGAUAUAAAAAAGAUAUCGCCGACGAUGUGGUUGUAAGGGACACAACUAUCACGUCUCCUCCAGUCGUCAAGCAAGAAAAUGGAAAGGUCAAAAUUGUCUCUGAAGAGGUUGAGAUUCAUGAGGUGAUCGAGAAGAAACCGUACAAGCUGUGGCGGACCCUUCUUGGCGGGAGGCCGAAUCCUCGCUCUCCCCUCGCUUCUUAUCUCACCUUCGUCGUCAACAUCUUGCUAGUGGGCAUGGUCGCGGACCGGUUGUUCCGGGAGCAUCUUUACUCGACUGAGGACCUUUCUUUUGUCCGAGUUGGUCACGUCUCGGACACGGAAGCCAAGUUUCUCAUCCGCGAACCCGACCAGACGAAGAUGCCCGUCACCCUCCAGAUCCGUCUUAAAGACCCUGAGCCACCGUUCGAGAUGUCGACCUGGCAGAGUGUGGGAGGUGUCCGCUGGACUUUGAAUGAAACUGAUUACACCGCAGUCCUCACCGCGCCAUUGCGCCACUCUAAGCAGCGCACCUAUGUGUGGCAGACAUCCAACAAUCACUCUGGCGAGUUCACAUCUGCGCCAAAGCCAGGCCAAUCUCCUGACCUCUUCAACGGAAAGUUCACUUUUCUUUCCACCUCAUGCAUAGUUCAGCGCCUACCGUACAACCCCUCAGACCACGCACUUGCGAUUCCCGGAAUGAGGCACUUGGCCAAGGUCCUACCAACCCUUGGAGCUCAGUUCAUGCUGUUCCUCGGCGACUUCAUAUACAUUGACGUACCGAAGCGCUGGGGCACCCACGUCGAUGUGUACAGGCAGGAGUAUCGCCAGGUCUACGCAUCACCCGAUUGGUCCGGUGUAGGGCAGAAUCUCAGCUGGAUCCACGUCCUUGACGAUCACGAAAUUGCCAAUGACUGGCACGCCAACAAAACAGGCGUAUACGAGGCCGCCGUUGACCCUUGGCACCACUAUCAGACGGCUGUUAACCCGCCACCCGCCCGUCAGGCUGGUCUUCAGGCAGCAAGGGCAGGUGUAACGUACUUUGAGUUCUCACAGGGGCCAGCAAGCUUCUUUAUGCUUGACACACGUACAUAUCGCUCCAGCAACUUGGUUAAGCCUUAUGACAGCCCUGAGAAGACGAUGCUUGGAAAAGAGCAACUUGAGGAUUUAUUGGACUGGCUACAGCGCCCUGAGCCUAAGGGGGUCAAGUGGAAGAUUGUAGCAUCGUCAGUCCCGCUCACCAAGAACUGGCGCGUUAACACCCAGGACACGUGGGGUGGAUUCCUCGCCGAGAGGCAAAAGAUUCUUGAGGCCAUGUGGGAAGUCGGCACGCGUGGCCUGGGCGUUGUUGUCCUGUCCGGCGACAGGCAUGAGUUCGCCGCUACCAAGUUUCCUCCCCCAGCUGGCUCAAAGUGGCCCGAAAGCUCAGCUGUUCACGAGUUUUCCGUAAGCCCGCUUAGCCAGUUCUACUCGCCAAUCCCGACCUAUCGUCAAACUGACGAUGAGGAUAUUGAGAUCAAAUACAUCAACAAGGGAAACUCUAAAUUCGGAGCCAUCACAUUGGAGAACAUGGCCGGAGGGGAACAGAGCACCUUGACGUACCGCCUUUUCAUUGAUGGUGUGGAAACUUGGGAUACCGUGGUACUCUCGCCACCAGAGCCGCGCAAGGAAAGAGGACCUAGCUUCUGGGAUAACAUUCUGUAAAGCUUCAAUACUCUACAUCUGGGCUCCUGAAAACUGAGGUGUAUUUCAUUUAGUUGUCGGGUGUCUACUGGGUCACGGCUUUGAUCACAAGAGCGAGACUAGCCUGGGGCAAAGGAUCGCAUGUUUCAAUUUCUUAUGUCGGUUUGUUUUUUUUGGGAGUUCUUGGACUGCUAGAUUAGACCAAGCAGCGGAAUAUGUCCUCACUUAAUGAACAACACUUUUAAUAUUUCUUCAUCUCCAAUCCUCGUUUUGAAACUUCU